AGACUGCACACACUAAGUCAGUAGCUCCGGUAGACUGAGAGGGAUUAAUAAUGGCCAGUUAAUCAGCUCUUUAGUAUUAAACAGUGAUAUUAUUCCAGCUGAUGAACGGCUUUUUCGGAUCCCGCGGCGGCUGCAUGGAUCGAGGCGCCCUCCGCUCGGCUUGAGAUGGGAUAUGGGAUUUUUUAUGUCGACGAAGAUACGAAGGUUUUUUGCGGUUGCCUUAGUAUUCCUGUUCCUCACUGUGUCAGGAGGCUCAGCAGAUGUGAAGUGUGAGAACAUUUACAAAGACUUCUCUGAUUGUGUCCUGGAGCUGGGAGAGAGCAUGGAUAACUACCAGGAGAAUGUGACCAGUGAGAGGGGAGUGGAGGCUGUGUGCAGCCACUGGGAGGCUUUCCACACAUGUGCCCUCACAGCCCUGUCCGACUGCCAGGAGGAGGUGGGCUCCAUUUGGGAGACCCUGAGGGAGGACUCCAGGAAGAUACGCUUCCAGGGAAGUCUGUUUGACCUGUGCAGCCCCAGCUCCUCUCCCAGCCUGCGGUCAGCGCUCACUGCCCUCCCUCUGCCGCUGCUAAGCAUGCUGAUCAUGGCUGGGUCCUCAGCAUAGGUGGGGUCGGGACAGGUGGGGUCGGGAUGGGUGUGUGUUUGGGGGUGGGGGGUCAGUCCCGUCGAGCACAGUUCAAACUCAAAGCCAAGGAUUCAAGUCGGCCAAACAUGUUAUCAAGGAUCAUUUUAACACAGAGCCAUAGAUGUCUGCUGAGCCAGUAGAUAUUGGCAGUGCUGAAUUAUGUAGAAAUCCUCUCAAAUACUUCAGCUUAAUCUUUCCUUAUGCGUCGGGACUGAUGUAGCAGUUGACAGAAUAAAGUUUCUGCUGGCUUAUCAGUCCAGGCACUUGAACAAACACUCCAAGUGUUCUGCGGAUUUCCAAUACAAUGCGACCAGAGUCCGAUCAGCUCAAAGUCUACAGUCAGACAGCUCUGGCUCUGGGUUAACAACAUGCCAUGUACUGUAUAUUGAGGUAUGACAGUGGUUAAUUAAGUGCUACAUUAUAUGUUCGCACCGAGCCACAGAUGUUAAUCUCCAGCGAGUUUGUAUAAACACAACCUAGCCAUCAUAAUGCAAUUAUCACAUUACGAAAAAAGCAAUUAAAGGGGCACUUCACUGAAUAUGACAGAAAUGGAUCAUAUAGCUCAGCUCACAUUAUUUGAAAAACUGCAUCCACUGUAAAAUAACUAAUCCUUACUUGAUAGAUAACAAUGUGUAAAUUUGAAUUUGCCAUGGAGUCAAUCAAUUAAUCAGUUAAAGGUUCACAAUGCAAAAUUGAGGGUAGACUUAGGUAAGGAUUAUUUAGAUUCAACUAACAACAAUAAAUCAAUAAACAAGCACAAUAAACAAGCAAUUUAUCAGUGAGUCAGGCCAACUACUCCACCUUCAAAUUUUGUGCUUUUUGUUGGUUAGGUCUAAAGACUCCUCACCUCAGUGCAGUUUUUCAUUGUGUACCUUUAAAUGAUCUAGGGGAAAGAAUACUGCCCCAAAGUCUUGGUCAGGGAUACAAUCAGGAAAAUUGUUUAUAUGUAGAUAGAGUGUCAAUAUUUAAGAACCUAAAUUAAUAGACGAAAACUACCUUCACUAAAAGAAGCAACAAAGAGAUUUUCAUAUGUUCUGUAGGCGAAAUGCCCCUUUAAUGUAUUUCAAAUUGUGGGAAUGUCUGUGUAAGUGACAAUCAAGCCAGUUGUAUAUAACCUGACCCUUUGUCCCCGACAUCUCAGCCCGUUAUGGCUGGUGUUGUACGGCUGCUAUAAAGACACCAAAAAUGGCAUCUGACACACAUCACACGUGUGUUUUUCCAGAUCCUCUAUCAUUCUGUCAUAACCUCACAUCAUGCUUUGGUUAGUCCUACGCUCUGUCAACAUACUGAAUUGUUGGCUGGUGUGAAAAAGAACAUAUGAAGUGUGAAUGUUCGGUGUUUUUUCAUGAAUUUCAUGCAUUCCAGUCUCAUCUUGUUUGGAAGUGUUUACUUGCAGUUGAUUCAAUAUCAUUCACCCAUACUUCAAAAUACAUUAAGUACUACAAUAACAAUGUAUCCUAUACGCAAAAAGAGUACAUGGGAUAGAUAACGUUUUCUCCUAAUGUAAAUCUUUAUGAUAAUAUAUAAAAGUGUUUUUUUAUAAAAAGGCACAGGGUCCAGGUUUGUGUAUGGAAACUCCCCAGAUUUUCAUAUUGCUCUUUCAUAUUGCCUGAGUACUCCUAUGCAGUAAUUAAUAUAGUAAUUAAUAUAGAUGUACUAUCAUUAUAGAGAAACAGCUAUUAUUAUUCUCAUGUUCAAUAAUACAUGAUAGCAAUCGCAUAAACAAAAGCUGUUUUAUAAACUAGCAAUAUAAUUACUUUAGUAUCAAAAAGCAGUUCAAGAUUUACACAUUCAUAUAUUGUUGUAAAAUUACCCAGUAAUUGGGCUAGCAAUUGCAUUUAUAGUGCUAGAAACAAAACAUGAGUGGUAACUUAUGCACAGUUGCCUCAGUAAUCAGUUUGAUCCAGUUUGGAAGAUCUAAAACUCAUUUCCCCUCAAAUCCAGUCUGGAAGACUUGGGAGUUCUGCAUGUGAAGCAGCCAAGAGAAGAAACAGAGAGGCAUGUCAGUAGAAAGCAGCUCAUGGAGCAAUAAUUACUGAUGUCAACAAUAUUCAUUUGGCAACAUACUAUUAUUAUACUAUUACUAUAAUACUAUUAUUAUUAUUAUUACUAUUUAGCCAAUAACCCAUGCGGGAUACUGUUAAUUGCAAUAAUCUUUUAUUUGCUAUGAGGUUUCUAUUAGUAAUUUGGUUGUACGUUUUAACUUUAUAAAUAAGAAUUACCACUAAUGCAAUAAAUAAAAUGAAAUCACAUGGAAUGAACAACUCAAAUUGAAAUUAGUUAGCAAUAGUACUAUUAAUCAUUAAAAUGACUGUUUUUUGGGGGGUUGUUGUUGGUUUGUUUGUUUUUUUCUAAUUGUUGUCAUGAGUUGCAUACUUUCUAAUUACUGGUGAUCUGAAUAGGCAUUGUCAAAAUGUUGAAGAAUUCUGUGGUUCUGAAUAUUUUCAGUCAUCUCGGUCAUCACAAGUGCAUGAUUAUUUUUGUUAAACACUAAUUCAGACAAAUGGACGCCCCAUUGAUUUUAUCCUUGGCCGUAGGCACUGUACAGUAGUAUUGAUCUGUGCAUGAAGUUAAGCUAGAUCCUCAGUAUAAUGAUAUUCUUUCUUAUCCAGAGUCAUUAUCCUCGCCAUCAGCAUGUUUGUACUGGUUGUUUAUAUUUAUUUCAUGUCUCACAAGUGGUAGCAUUAUGUCAUCCAAUGUGUGUCUGGUGGCAAGUGUCGGAAUAAAAACAGUUGUAAGUUGUGCCGUCCUCAAAGCAUGUGCAGUAUGUAUGCUUAAUUCCCAGAGAGGACUCUUUUCCCUCAUAUGCUGUUGAAGAAAGCAUGAAACUGAUUGCGUCAAGCGUAUCAUAAGCAUUGUAUCACAGGAAUCAAACACAUACAAAUGAUGGUUCAUUCACUGAAAGAACUUCUGAAUGUAAAAAAUAAGUUCAAUACCCAUGUGGUCUCUGCAGUUUACCAAUAGCAAAGCACACUACUUACAAGAGUCUGUAUAAAUCGUUGUAUGGCAAAGUAAUAAUGAUGUGUUUGUAAUAAAGCACAGAGUUUAAAAUA
Myripristis murdjan (pinecone soldierfish) is the source of this 3678-nucleotide messenger RNA. RefSeq names its product neuritin-like. Bases 173 to 604 code for a protein of 143 amino acids. NCBI's taxonomy places the organism in Eukaryota, Metazoa, Chordata, Actinopteri, Holocentriformes, Holocentridae. Gene Ontology annotation, cellular component: plasma membrane. The record is from RefSeq and is a predicted model, not a curated record. The transcript is spliced from 3 exons. Gene Ontology annotation, biological process: nervous system development; neuron projection extension.